This is a messenger RNA of Tetranychus urticae (two-spotted spider mite), 2344 nucleotides long. Its product is annotated as protein phosphatase 1L. The record is from RefSeq and is a predicted model, not a curated record. Gene Ontology annotation, biological process: protein dephosphorylation. Lineage: Eukaryota; Metazoa; Arthropoda; Arachnida; Trombidiformes; Tetranychidae. Gene Ontology annotation, molecular function: cation binding; protein serine/threonine phosphatase activity.
GAGUCUUUGGUUUCUAUUAAUUACUGUGCUCACUGUCCAAUUAAACUGUUAAUUUAUUAUUGUAACACUGUUCUGUGAAUUUUCACCUGCUAACAAUAACUUCCAGUUUAUUAGGUUGAGUAUUGCAGUUUGACGAUGAGAAGAGCAAAGUCAAUUGUGUUGAUAAGGUUUUGAAAGUCCAUGCUCUCAUAUUGACUUGUCACUUAUUGAUUGUUUCUGCUGUUACGCUUUAUUUUUUUUCAACAUUAUGCUGCUCGAUGUUGUUAGUCAUUGACAAUUCGUCAUUUUUAUUUUGAUUUAACAAUAUGUGAACCUUUUCCAUGGAUUUUUUGCAAUUACCAUCCUCACAGACAACAAUCACAACUUUAUCACCCUUAUCAUUGAUACCGUUGCCAUUUCAUUAAACGUAAACCAUUCAUUUCUGACUUCUAUUCAUUACCAUUUCUCUUUAAUUAUCUUUUCCUUUCUUGGAUCCCAUAUUCAUCAAGCUUCUCUUCGCAUGUAAAGUGCUUUAAUUUAUUAUUUGUGCAAAAAUUUUCAACUUAAAUCAAAAACAAAAUUUGUAAUUUAAAAAAACUGACUUCACCUUGAACCUUCAUCUUUCAAGGAUUCUUUUUGAUUUUAAUUUAUUAUCAUGGACAGUGACGAAUACGAAGAAAGUGAACCACUUUUCUACACUUUUGGAAGUCAUUUCAAGCUUAUGCUAAGGUUCCUUGUUGGCUUGUCUAUAAAUUGGACAACGAUUAAAUGUUUACUUAAUUCUAUCAGAAUGGCUCUUAUGCGAACAGAGACCAUUAUCCUGUUUUUGUCUUUGUUAAUUAUUUAUAUUUGCUGUCAUUCGUCUGAUGUAUGGCCUGCUUUAUUGAUCAAAAGGAUACCUCAUCAAUGGCUUCUCAAAUUGAAACUUAUAAAAGUCAAAACAAAAAAUAAUUGCAGUACGUCAGCAAAUGAACUGCUAAUAAACAAUGUUGGUAUCUAUGCUAUACAGGGUAGACGUCCUAAAAUGGAGGACACAUUUUCUUAUUGUGACGAAUCAAAAAGGCUAGGGAUACAAAUGUUUGGUGUCUUCGAUGGCCAUGGAGGCGAUUCUACUUCUAAGCUUGUGCAAGACCGUCUUUUCACAUCUAUUAUUAAAGCCCUAGAAAAUGCUUCGAAAAUCAAUAGCCAUACAAAUAUUAAUGACGAAACCAAAUCUGAAGAGAAAGAAGAAUGUCCCGCCAAUAAUGAAAGUGACUGUAAAACUUCAACCUCUUCUUCGAAAUCAUGGUUAUCUAGUGAAGUGAAUCAAGGUGAUAAUAGCUAUGAAAUCGGACCAAAAGAUGUAUCUAGGAUAAUCAGUAAACAAAUAACCGAAUUGGAUAAAGAAAUCGUAAAAGAGAUGAAAAAGAAAAAUGACGUGUCCGGAACUACUGCUCUUGUUGCAGUUAAUAUGAUCAAAGAAAGAACUUUAAUUGUAGCUAAUGUUGGAGACUCUAGAGCUGUUCUGUGUGAUCGUAAAGGCAAUGUGAUUCCUUUAUCUUUUGACCAUAAACCUCAACAGGUUAAAGAACAUAAAAGAAUUGCAGAAGCCGGAGGAUUUAUACAAUUUAAUGGUGUCUGGAGGGUAGCUGGUAUUUUAGCAACUUCAAGAGCUCUCGGAGAUUAUCCAUUGAAAGAUAACAAUUUUGUGAUCCCAGAUCCGGAUAUUUUGUCCUUCGAUCUUGACCAUGUUAAACCAAGCUUCAUGAUCUUAGCAUCUGAUGGGUUAUGGGACACUUUUACUAAUGAAGAAGCCUCAGAAUUUGUUAGGAUGAAUCUUGAGAUGUUACAAAAAAGAACCUGGGUUUCUUCUCGAAGUAUCGCACAGGAACUCGCCAAAAGUCUCGUUGAACAAUCUUAUAAAAAAGGUUCAUUGGACAACAUAACUGUGAUAAUUGUAUUAUUUGAUUGAUGAAAACCAAAGAAAAAUCAGAAGGCUCUAACUAAAUCUGUUAACAUGAGAUAUCAACUCAUAAGAAUUUUUUCCUCACUUCAUUAUACCUGCCUUUGAACAAGUGAUCUAUGGUCAAGUCAUUAACUCCUAUUUUUGUCUAACUUUUUCGAAUCAAAGACGACUUUGUAUCUACCGUCCAUCGUACUUGAGCAUCUCAACAUUUUAAUAGCUUUACCUGAUGCUUUGCUUGAUUAUGAUCAUGUCGAUUGUUGAUGCAUCAAAUCACAAGAUUGGAUGCAAAAGAAAGUGUAAUAAAAUGGUCAACCAUUCAUAUCCAUUAGUGGCCUAAUGAUUCAAUGGAAAAACUGUAAUAUGUUUUCAAGGCUUUCAAUUUUUACGUUAACAUUAAACUUAUCAUGAAUCUGACUGAAA